AGUGGCUAUAAAGUGCAGGUUAGGUUGGGAAUAUUUAAUCAGAAUCUCCCAGUACUUGACCAACACCAUGAUCCCGUGGACAGUGUGGGCUCUUUUUUUGGGUACACUUCUCACAAGACAAGGCACCGCAGCUCAGAAUUGUGGAGUAGCACCCCUGAACACAAGGAUAGCGGGAGGCGAGGAUGCCCAAGAGGGUUCAUGGCCCUGGCAAGUCUACCUGGCUGUUAAUGGGCAAUUCACCUGUGGAGGGAUGCUAAUUAGCAAUGAAUGGGUACUCACUGCUGCCCACUGCAUCAACACUGUUUCAUUACCUCUGUGGACCCUAUACCUUGGAAGACACAAUCAGAGUGGACCCAAUCCCAAUGAAGUGUCCAGAAACCUGUCGCAGAUCAUCCAGCACCCUGACUACGCAUCGCUAACCCGUGAAAACGAUGUCGCUCUAAUGAAGCUCAGCACCCCUGUGAAUUACACUAACUACAUUCAGCCCAUUUGCAUUGCAAGUAACUCCAGUCAGAUCCGCAAUGGCACCAUGUGCUGGGCCACAGGCUGGGGCCAACUGACAAACUUAUCAGGCACACCAAAGACGCUGCAAGGAAUUGAGGUCCCCAUCAUUGAAAAUAACCAAUGCAGCAGCUACUUCCCAUCUGGAGCUCACACGUUCAACAACAACAUAAUCUGUGCCGGGCUGAGGGACAAUGGAGCAUGCAUGGGUGAUUCAGGUGGACCUUUGCAAUGCAAACAAGACUCCAGGUGGAUCCAGGUGGGAAUUACCGGUUUCGGCAUGCCCUGCACCACCGGCACCGCCCCUGAAGCCUACACCCGUGUGUCAUUUUUCCAGAAAUGGAUCAGAGAACAAGUGCCAGGGGCAAACAUUGGCGUGGUUUGGUCCAACUCCAGUGACCCUCGCCAUGACAGCUACACGUGUGGUGCACUGUCUAUAACCCAGUCAACCUUAGCGAGUUUCUCUUGGCUUAGCAUUUUGCUCCUCCUGCAGGGCUUUCAAGCUGUGUGAUAAAACAAAAUCUGUGUGACCUUGCUGGAUUUAGUAUUCAGUAUUUAGCACUUGAUGAUGAACAACCUGGAUGUUGUUUUUGGCAGGGAAAUCUAACAUAAACAGUCAAAUACGUAACUCAAGUUAGAAUAUUCAUUCAUUUUCUAACGCUUAUACUCACGAGGGUCGCAGGGGUUGCUGGAGCCUAUCCCAGGUUUGGGUGAGAGGCAGGGUACACCCUGGACUGGUGGCCAGCCAAUCACAGGGCACAUAUAGACAAACAACCAUUCACACUCACAUUCAUACCUAUGGACAAUUUGGAGUCGCUAAUUAACCUAGCAUGUUUUUGGAAUGUGGGAGGAAACCGGAGUACCCGGAGAAAACCCACGCAUUCAUGGGGAGAACAUGCAAACUCCACACAGAGAUAGCCAAGGGUGGAAUUGAACCCUGGUCUCCUAGCUGUGAGGUCUGCGUGCAAACCACACGACCGCCGUGCAGCCCCCAAGUUAGAACAAUUAAAAGAAAAUAAAAAAAAUACAAAAAUGGGGCCCAAAAUUCCUGCUCAAUUCCUAAUUCCUGUCUGAAGCAGAAUCCAUUUUCCUUAGAACCGCUUCUGAUUAGUCAUUAAAGGAGUUCAGUUCAUGAACAGUUUUGCAGACCCAUUACAAUAAAUGAAAUGUUUUUUUGGAGCUGAUUUUAUUAAACGGAUUAAAGAUGCUCUAUAGCAACCCCACAGCAUCAAUUAAAACUAAUAAUCUGAUUUCAAAACAAUUUAUUUUCAGGACAUGGAUGUCUCGUAUCCGGUUUAUUAUUUAGGUAUUUAUAUUAUAUUAUUAUUCGUGUAUUGUGAAACUGGGCGGGGAUGAAGCUGGGGUUGUUGGUUGUGUCCUUUUUGUCUGCUAAUUAAAUGAAUUUUAUGAUGAUAACACUGUACAAAUGUAUUGAUUAGAAAGCUGCAGAGCAAAAUGACAUAAUAUCACACAGGAAAUUACCGUAUUUUCUGGACUAUAAGUCGCUCCGGAGGAUAAGUUGCACUAGGCCAAAAAUGCAUAAUUAGGUAGAAAAAAACAUACAUAAGUCGCACCAGAGUAUAAGUCGCACCAGAGUAUAAGUCGCACAAGGCCAAAAAUGCACAAUUAGGUAGAAAAAAACAUACAUAAGUCGCACCGGAGUAUAAGUCGCACAAGACCAAAAAUGCAUAAUUAGGUAGAAAAAACCAUACAUAAGUCGCACUGGCAUAUAAGUAGCACAAGGCCAAAAAUGCAUAAUUAGGUAGAAAAAAACAUACAUAAGUCGCACUGGCAUAUAAGUAGCACAAGGCCAAAAAUGCAUAAUUAGGUAGAAAAAAAACAUACAUAAGUCGCACUGGAGUAUAAGUCACAUUUUUUCCAAAUUACCUAACCAAAACAGACAUUACGUCCUCUUGGAAGGCAACAAGGUUCUAACAUUAAUAAAAGAAUAGAGAACAGGCUGAAUAGAUGUAAGAUAUGCUAACACAAUGGUUAUUCAGCUACCCAAAAAUAAACAUAAACAUAAAAGGUGUCCAGUGUAAAUAAACAGUUUUUUUCAUUUAUAAGUCACUCUGGAGUAUAAGUCGCAGGAACAGCCAACCUAUGAAAAAAAGUGUGACUUAUAGUCUGGAAAAUACGGUAAUAAUUUCUGUUCUUCAGUAAUAAAAAAUAUUAAUAAUCCUAAAAGUGUCCCUUUACUUACCCGGUACUUGGCAGUUUACAAGCAUCUCUCACUUCUUGCGAAUGUUUAAAUGUGAUUAUAAAAUGUAAGUAAGUAAGUAAAACACCAUAUAAGGGUAAACGCUUUAUUCCAUUGAACCAGUAUUAAGGACAUUACUGCAGUUGAUGGAAUCAGUCCAAUGGAACGUAGUACAACCUGUGUAAAAACAACAUGGGAAUUUUUACCUGUGCAAUGGCAUAAGGUUAAGGGAAUGGUGGCAAAUCUUCUUGCCGCAGCGACAACAACCAAGAGUUUUUUUUUUCACUCUCGUUCACUAACCAAGAUGUUUUUACAAUAGCAGAUAGAAGUCCUACGACUUUCCACGGUGUAGUAAUAAUGUAUGAGAGUACGUGUUUGUGCUUAAUAGGCAUGGUUAGCCACAAACAGAGACUCUCCACCGGCAGCACUGGAUCCGGAGGUAACGUAUUUUCCCUGGCAUGCUUGGCUGUUGGCCUGGAAGAAGAAAAUGAGAUGAUAAAUAUAUAAUGCAACACCAUGAUAUAAAUAUUGCAUUCAUUCGAUCUUGAACUCACCAGAGCUCUCUUGAUGAAUUCCUCCUGGCAUGCCUUUCCAUUCUCCUUCUUGCCACCCCAAGCCUUGAGGGCGGAUGCCUGCAGGGCACGUCCGUACGAGAAGGUCAGCGCCCAGGGCCUGUGCAGAGGACACUGGUUCAUGGCGUUCAGGUUGACGGAAGCUUCCUCUUCACUCUGGCCGCCAGACAAGAAGGUGAUUCCUAAGCAUGGAGAUCGAUUGACUUGAGUAAAUGCACACAAAUUAUGAAAUAGAAUUUACAACAUCUGAGGUUCGUCGCACCGGGGACGGCUGGGGGCACGGUGCGGCGGAGGGCGGUAACAGUUGCCAUGGCGAUCUCCUGAUUGCUGUACUUGAAGGAGCAGGAGUGGCCGGCGGUUACCAUGUUGGGUUUGAGCAGAGUUCCCUCCAGGUAGACGUGGUGGUCUGACAAAGCCUUGUAAACGGCAGCCAGGACCUUCUCAGUCACAUACUGGCACCUCUUCAGGUCAUGGUCACCGUCAGGGAGGAUCUCAGGUUCCACGAUAGGGACGAUACCAUGCUGAGGAGCACAGAAAGUAUACUUAAAUAUACCAUUGAGGUA
Messenger RNA from Doryrhamphus excisus (bluestripe pipefish), 3836 nucleotides. RefSeq names its product chymotrypsin-like protease CTRL-1. The record is from RefSeq and is a predicted model, not a curated record. Gene Ontology annotation, molecular function: serine-type endopeptidase activity. Lineage: Eukaryota; Metazoa; Chordata; Actinopteri; Syngnathiformes; Syngnathidae. Gene Ontology annotation, biological process: proteolysis.